This is a messenger RNA of Scaptodrosophila lebanonensis, 1242 nucleotides long. RefSeq lists its product as uncharacterized. The record is from RefSeq and is a predicted model, not a curated record. Bases 150 to 854 code for a protein of 234 amino acids. NCBI's taxonomy places the organism in Eukaryota, Metazoa, Arthropoda, Insecta, Diptera, Drosophilidae. The transcript is spliced from 4 exons.
UGCUUUAAGCCAUAUUAAUUAUUUAUAAAGUGGCCUAUAAAAAAACCCCGACGCUUAAUCAGACAAUCUGACGCACGCGUGUGAUAAAAGUGAUAAGCACAACUCACUUCAUUGAAUUAUAAAGUGUUCCAAUUAGUAUAAAAGCCACAAUGCGUGCCAAUAACUGUUUAACGCUCUGCUGCCUGUUCUUCUUAACAACAACAACAACGCUCUGGACUUGCUCACAUGCCAAGCCCUUGGACGACUUGGCUAAAACUGAUACCGAGCUAAGUGACUUGAAUGCGCCGGCCAAAAAUAAAACAGCUGCCAGCGGCGAGGAGGAUUCCGAAUCGGAUUCGUCGGACCUAACGCAACGGGCCUUUGCCCAUCGCGAUGAGGAUCAGCUGAAUACGGCGACGAAUCUGGUGCUGGCACGCAAUUACAAGUACGACUUCGAAAUACUUGAGUCGGGCGACAAUGACAAUGACAGGGACGACAGCAAGGAUGCUGUGGAGCUGGAGGAGCGCUAUAGGGGCCAUGGCAUCUACAAUACGGACCCGCGCACUUUUGUGUCCGACAACAUUGAGAUGACGCCUGUGGACGUGAAAUCGGGUGUGAUUACGGAAGGUCACAUGUUCCUGAGCAUCGCGUUGGUAGUCCUCGCCCUGGCUUCCAUCGGCGUGUAUGCUGCCCUGGUCAUUUGGCGAUCUCACUUGGAACAACGGUACGGCAUGCGCGAGCAGCUGGUGAACCGCGAUUUGGAUGAGGAAGGCAUCGAUGACGUGGACUAUCAUGUGGCCUAUCCGCACACACUCAGUCCUUAUGCCCCCACCACCACACCCACCAACAACACCAACUCUCUGGCGCGUUCGUAGUGAGCGAGUUUUGCUAAGUGGGCAGCAAUUAAACUACGCUUAAAUUCAUUUUAAAGUGCAACCGUUAAUUGAGCGCAUGUCAUGAAUAUCAUAAAUUAUACCUGUUCGUCUCUGUCAUUUGCAUCGACAAUUAACCACUCACAUCCAAUUAAAAAAAGAAAACAAUGCGAAAGGUCAUUAUAGUUAGUACGCUAGGGUCGCAGCUUUCUAGUUUUAUAAAUAAUGACACACCAAUUAUAUUUAAGUUCCUGUGAUAUUGUUCUAGACAUCAUUUGCACUAACAAUAUGCAUAGAAAAAGGCAUGUCAAUUAUAUACGUAUACAUAUAUUUUUUACAACAAAUUUGUAUUUACAGUGCCUAGAAUGACAUUAAAGUUUAAGCGAAAUCA